This is a messenger RNA of Carya illinoinensis, 591 nucleotides long. Its product is annotated as acyl carrier protein 1, chloroplastic-like. The transcript has 2 exons. Gene Ontology annotation, molecular function: phosphopantetheine binding; acyl carrier activity. The record is from RefSeq and is a predicted model, not a curated record. The annotation marks the transcript as partial. Gene Ontology annotation, biological process: fatty acid biosynthetic process. Lineage: Eukaryota; Viridiplantae; Streptophyta; Magnoliopsida; Fagales; Juglandaceae.
CAUGAGUACCUGAGAAUCCCCAUUUUUGGAGUGUGGCAGGCCAAGCCCGAGACAGUGCAGAAAGUCUGCGAGAUAGUAAAGAAACAAUUGGCACUGUCUGACGAGACUGAGCUCACCCCUGAGUCCAAGUUUGCUGCCCUGGGUGCUGAUUCUCUUGAUACGGUGGAAAUAGUUAUGGGUUUGGAGGAAGAGUUCGGAAUCAGCGUCGAGGAGGAAAGCUCACAGAAUAUAACAACGGUCCAAGAAGCGGCUGAUUUGAUAGAGAAGCUUGUGCAGAAGAAGCCCGAAGCCUAGGGAAAGAGCUAGGUGGUUGGAGAAUGUAACAGUUUUGUUAAGGAAUUUGGGCUAGUUUUUUUUCCUCUUUAAUUGUUUCUGAUUCUUUGUUUUGAGUUGUUCCCUCUCAUCAGUCUCCGAAUUAGAACUGGUAAUGUUUUGAGUUGGCCUAGGUUAAUUUUGAGAGCUCUUUUAUUUAUUUAUAUAGAUUCUGAAUCAGUUGCAAAAACCCAUUUGGUUUCAUGAUGCUUUGGAGUUUUGGACACCAACAGACAGCAUGGUUUUUUGAAAUUAUAAGUAACAAAGAAUUUGUUAUAA